AUGUCGAAGAAGAUGAUCGUGUUGAAGAGCUCCGAUGGUGAAAUUUUCCAGAUCGACGAAACAAUCGCAGUUCAAUCGGAGACGAUUUCUCAUCUUGUUGAAGACGAUUGCGCCAAUAACGAAAUCCCACUCGCCAACUUUACGAGCAAAAUCCUCUCUAAAGUGAUCGAGUAUUGCAAGAAACACGUCGCUGCUGGUGAAUCUGAUUCCGAUGAGGCUAAAGAAGAUUUGAAGAAGUGGGAUGCAGAGUUCAUGGAGAUGGAUCUGUCUACGAUCUACGAACUUAUUCUUGCUGCGAAUUACUUGAACGUUAAGGGAUUGCUUGAUCUCGCUUGCCAAUUUGUUGCUGAUAGGAUCUCUGCUUGCAAAACACCGGACGAGAUUCGUGAGAAGUUCAACAUCGUGAAUGAUUUUACACCAGAGGAAGAAGAAGAGAUUCGUAAGGAGAAUCAAUGGGCUUUUGAAUGA
Arabis nemorensis is the source of this 468-nucleotide messenger RNA. The record is from the annotation of a GenBank genome assembly. Lineage: Eukaryota; Viridiplantae; Streptophyta; Magnoliopsida; Brassicales; Brassicaceae.